This is a messenger RNA of Chroicocephalus ridibundus (black-headed gull), 3632 nucleotides long. It is a transcript of the gene XKR5, whose product is annotated as XK related 5. The record is from RefSeq and is a predicted model, not a curated record. Bases 32 to 2017 code for a protein of 661 amino acids. Gene Ontology annotation, cellular component: plasma membrane. NCBI's taxonomy places the organism in Eukaryota, Metazoa, Chordata, Aves, Charadriiformes, Laridae. The transcript is spliced from 7 exons. Gene Ontology annotation, biological process: apoptotic process involved in development; engulfment of apoptotic cell; phosphatidylserine exposure on apoptotic cell surface.
GCGCGGCACCGCCGCGGAAGGAGGGCGCAGGAUGCGCGGGGCUUUCCCGGGGCUCUGCCUGGCGCUGCUGGCGGCGGAGCGCGCGGCGCGGCUCUGCACCAUCAUCCACUACCUUGUCCGUGGGCAACUGGGCUGGUUGGGGCUGACCAUCGCCUGCGUGGUACCCGGCUAUGCCGCGCAGUUCCUCAGCAUCCUCUGGUUCAGAGCAGAUGGCCACCCACCUGGCUGCUGGCUCCUGGUGCUCCACCUCCUGCAGCUGGGCCUCUGGAAGCGGUACUGGGAUGUUUUGUGGAUGGCAGCGAAGACGGGUGGCAGUGACUGUGCCGGGGAGGUGCUGACACAGCAUGGGGACGUGAGUGUGCUGCGGCUCCUGGAAGCUCUGCUGCAGACCCUGCCUCACCUCCUGCUGCAGGCCUAUAUCGUCGUGGCUGUCGAGCCAGCGGGCUUCAUCCCCGGUGUCAGCGCUGGGCUGUCUCUGCUCUCCCUUGCUUGGGCUUUAGUCUCCUACAGCCGCUUCUCCUGCCUGCUGAAACCUGGUCACCUCUGCCCGCCAGCCGCGGCCAUCCUCUGCCUGCUGCUCUGGAGGACAGGGAUGCUGGGGACCAGGGUCCUGGCCCUGGUGCUCUUUACCAGGCUGUACUCCUUCUGGGUUUUUGCCGUGGCAGGUGUCCACUGGCUGCUCAUGGCCUUCUGGCUGGUGGCCCAGCAGACGGACAUCGUGGCCCAGCCCUGCCGCUGGAGGCUGUUCAAUUGCGUGGUGGGAGCCGUGUACAUCUUCUGCUACGUUAAUGUCCGGCCCGGUCCCUCCAAGCACAGGGUGGCCGUGUUUUAUGCAAUAAUGCUGAUGGAAAACACCCUCCUGCUGCUCUUGGCCACCCGCUUCCUGCAGGCAGAGCUGAGGAGCAGCCUGUGCGUGACCGGGGCCGUCAUGUCAGGGUCUGUGAUAGGUGCCACAGCUCUGGUGGUGUAUUACAGUCUGCUCCAUCCCAAAUCCACAGAGAUCCGGCAGGGCUUCCUGGAGACAACCUGCAGUGCUGCGGUUGUGGGUGGUGACGAGGUGGCUGGAGAUGGCUCCCAAGCAGGGCAGAGCUUGGAAAUUUCAGGACACAGCGGGUCCUUGGCAGGGGAAGGGACCACGGCAGAUCCCAAAACCAGGAACAGUUCAUUGAUCCUACAAUUCAGAGAGUGUUUGGAGGACAGCUGGACAAACCAUCACCACUGGCUGCUGGUGAAGCUGGCCUUGAAGACAGGAGAUACGUCCACCAUCAACGCAGCUUUUGGAGACGGUGGCAUGGGAGAGGUUUACCCUGGAGGACGGAUGAUGGAGAAACAUGCCAGCGUUGAGCCUGGGGCCCACCUUUCCCUCCCCACAAGGGAAACUGGUCUUCAGGGUGUUGAACCUGCUCUGACUGAUGAGAAACUGGAGGCGGUGGGGACCGGAGGAGGCGGCCAACCCAUCACUGGCACUGCGAGAACGGCACGGGAGGACGGAGCAGGGCAGGAGCCUGGCUUUCACUCGGCCGUAUCCUUUCCCAGCAGCUUCUCUCCGGAUCCAGCCGAGGGCUCCUCUGUGUAUUUCAGCGCGACCGCGGGAGGAAUCACCUCUCCUGGUGUGGGGACAGCCAUGGCUACACGCGUGGCCCUGGUGCAAAGGGACAAAGAAACCCAGCCUCUCCCCGGCUGCCUGGGAGGAAGGGAUUUAUCCCUUGGGAUGGCGAGCAUCAGCCCAAUCCUGGGCGUUUGUGCCCACAAGGAUCUGCAGAGCAGCUCUUGCCUCGGAAGCGUGGGCGUCUGUGGGGUGACGGGUCCCCCCAAAGAGCCUGUGGGGCCAGAGGGUGCCCUUGUGGGGUGGCAUCACCCUCAGGACACCCACCCUUGUGGCACACAAGAGACUGUAGUGACGAGCAAGCUGAGGCCACCGUGCUUCACCUCCACCCCCAAAGGUGACUCUAGAUACCCACAGCAAGGACUGGGGGAGCUGGGAGAGGGGACAGACCUCUCUGGGUGGCUGGAGUGACCCUGAAAUUGCUGCACCGUCACUUUGGGUCAGCCUUGGGGUGACUGCCUCAUUGGAAGGAUACGGCAGGAGGUGGUGGGAUGUUAAUGCUGGCCAUGAAGACUGUCCCCAUGGUGACCCUGCGGCUGGGCGGACAUGGUACUCCAUGACUAGGACAUCACCUUCUCUCCUGGUGCAUCUUCUGCUUGCAGUUUUGGAGAGCCUCAAAGGUCUUAAAAAGCCUUAAAAGUCCAGGUUUAAGUGUUUUUUAAACUUAUUUAUAUAACAGUCCUGCCAGGCAGCUGGAGCAUGCUGCCUUUGACAUAUUUCUGAUAAUGCCUUGAAGCACGUCCUUUAACAAGUGUCUCUACAAGCUGCGGGCCUGUCCCAACAUGAAGAUCUGACUGCUGUCUCCAGGAGCUGCAACGCUGGCCAAGCAGGAGUCUUCUCAGGACAAAUAAGUGCCUAAACUGGAAAAAUAAUGAGUUUUACUCUCAGAUGCCCUUCCUUCUGGGCAGAAUAAGCCCUGAAGCAAGGCUCAGCAGUGCUUGAUUUAUUUUUCCCCCACUGGGUUCAUCUUGAGAACUUCCAACUCCAUUUGCUGGGGCCAAAUAGGAGCCCAGACUCUCUUCAUACAGCAGACCACAACUUCAGGACUCUGAGUUGUAGACAAAAGCCAUGUCCUUCUCGCUUGCCCACCACCCUGCUUCCUCAAGCGGCCUUUUCUGCCCAGCCUCUUCCUUGCCCUCUUCCACCCAAUUGCAGAUAAUCCAGAUCUGACUGGAUGCUCCCUCCUAAAUUUAACCUCAAGCCAAAUCUCAAAACAGAUCUACAUACUCCUGACACCCUAAAAUCCCCCGUGCAGACAGGGUUUCUUUAUAGCAGAAACCAAAAGCCUCAAUACCGUGGUCUCAGGGAAUAGUUAAUGCUUCCAGCCGGGCUGGCUGGAGGUGGGUUUGUGCCCAGGACGUGGCUUGACAUGUUGAUUGAGUUCUGGUCAAGCUGGGUUCACCAGCGAGCUCAUGGGUGCCAGCUGGUGCACAUCUGGCUGCAUCCUCCAGCUGUUGUCCCACUGCGGGCAGGACUCCGGUGGCACCACAGGGCAGGAAAGACAGCAGGAAGGCCAGGCAUGCCAUGAAUUAUUAAAAAAAAAAAAGCUUCCAUGUAGCAUUCACUGCGCAGGAUCGACCCAGCCAGAUGUUCCUUCAAGCUUCUUCACCAGUGAACACUCAGUUGGUGCCGGUUUCGGAGUGAAGCCACUUUCCGACGUGUUGAAGGCUCCGUGUCUCCAUUCAGAGCCCAGCUCCUCUGUUCUCAGCUCUUCUCUGCGGGGAGAAACCAGUUGCAGCAGCUUUUCCGGAGCCCUCCUCGCCACCUGCAUCACCCAGAAGGCAGCAGAGCUGCCGUGGCAUUAUGGAAAUUUUUAUCUCGUUUGUUUUUCUACCUUUGAUAAUAAAUAAUGACGCUUUGAAAAACAAACCAGCCUUGGCUGUGUCUGUGUCUCGUGUUAGGGCUGCACGGAGAGGUCCUCUGGACCUUGCUGUAGGGGAUGUUGGACCUUGAUCUCCUGCUGCUUUCCAAGCGAAGCGCCGCAUGGCUUCCUGGCUGGAUGUGACAUUGCCUCUUCCCCUCUCCU